This is a messenger RNA of Oncorhynchus mykiss (rainbow trout), 1353 nucleotides long. It is a transcript of the gene emc2, whose product is annotated as ER membrane protein complex subunit 2. The record is from RefSeq and is a predicted model, not a curated record. Gene Ontology annotation, molecular function: protein binding. NCBI's taxonomy places the organism in Eukaryota, Metazoa, Chordata, Actinopteri, Salmoniformes, Salmonidae.
GCCACACCCAGUUCAAUGACGCUGAACCUGUGCUGCCAAGAAAGAUGGCGUCGGUAUCAGAAAUGUACGAUGUAACUUGGGAAGAAAUGAGAGACAAGCUGCGGAAGUGGAGGGAGGAUAACCACAGAAACAGUGAGCAAAUCGUGGAUGUUGGUGAAGAAUUGAUAAAUGAGCAUGCGUCCAAACUUGGAGAUGACAUAUGGAUAAUUUAUGAGCAGGUGAUGAUCGCUGCGCUGGACUGCAGUCGGGAUGAUUUGGCUUGGACUUGUCUACAGGAACUGAAGAGGCAGUUUCCAGGUAGCCAACGAGUGAAGCGAUUAGCGGGCAUGCGGCUGGAGGCUUUAGAAAAGUACGAGGAUGCCAACAAGCAGUAUGAUUCAAUACUGCAAGACGAUCCCACCAAUACGGCGGCGAGGAAGAGGAAGAUCUCGAUUCUGAAGGCCCAGGGGAAGAGUGCCGAGGCCAUCCGCGAGCUCAACGAGUAUCUGGAGCAGUUCGUCGGUGACCAGGAAGCGUGGCACGAGCUGUCGGAACUCUACAUCAACGAGCACGACUAUGGAAAAGCAGCUUUCUGUCUGGAGGAGCUGAUGAUGACUAACCCUCACAAUCACUUGUACUGUGAGCAGUACGCUGAGGUGAAGUACACCCAGGGGGGGCUGGAAAACCUGGAGCUGUCCAGAAAGUAUUUUGCCCAGGCUCUGAAGCUGAACAACAGAAACAUGAGGGCCUUGUUCGGUCUGUAUAUGUCAGCAAGCCACAUUGCUGCCAGCCCCAAAGUGAACGCCACGGUGAAAAAGGCCAAUGUGAAGUAUGCUACUUGGGCCACCAAUCAAAUCAACCGAGCCUAUCAGCUGGCCGGUCGCGGGACAAAGGAGAACAAAUGCUCCGUGAAGGCCGUGGAGGAGAUGCUGGAGUCCAUCACCAUGUCCUAGGCCCCACCCCCCCCACCCCCACCACCUGUUCUACAUGGCUCAACAAAGCAGCUCUGUUGGCUCAUUGCUGUGCACCCCCCCCCCUCCAGACUCGACCACCACCUCCCCUCCCCCUGUUAUUAGAUGAUUUAAAGCAGGACUGGAGCCCUAUAUAGUGCAAAUAUUGUGCACUAUAUGAGAUAUAGGGUGACAUUUGAGAUGUAGGACAAGUAGAGGAUGCUCCCGCAUUGUGAUCAGGGACUGAGAUGUGAGUAGAGAAGAGGCUGUAAUAAAUGCUAAUGAGAGGGCUGAGACAGGUCCGUCUGUAUGCAGCUAGGCCCUCGUCUGUAAAUGAAAUAAAAUCAAAUGUUUUUUAUCUAAACUAUAGUUUUUUUUUUCUCUGUCAGUCCAUCCAGAUGUCUUAAUAAAGGUUUGAAUUGUU